Messenger RNA from Zea mays, 2261 nucleotides. RefSeq names its product probable indole-3-acetic acid-amido synthetase GH3.12. The record is from RefSeq and is a predicted model, not a curated record. The transcript has 3 exons. Gene Ontology annotation, cellular component: cytoplasm. Gene Ontology annotation, molecular function: acid-amino acid ligase activity. The coding region runs from base 88 to 1878 and encodes 596 amino acids. Lineage: Eukaryota; Viridiplantae; Streptophyta; Magnoliopsida; Poales; Poaceae.
CAGUGACACAGCCACAGACAACAAGCUCUCCAAUUCAACCGAAUUCUAUCAGUAUCUUCGUCAUCAAUCAAGCAGAAGAUAAGCUAAAUGGCGGAGAAGCAGGGCGACGAGUGUGGCAGCUUCAGCGCGGAGGAGGUGAUCGCCAAGUUCGAGCGGCUGACGCGGGACGCCGCGGCCGUCCAGCGGGAGACGCUGCGGCGGAUCCUCGCCGACAACGCCGGCGCUGAGUACCUCCGAGGUCUGGGCCUGGGCGGCCGCACCGACCCGGACAGCUUCCGGGCCUGCGUACCGCUCGCCACGCACGCGGACAUGGAGCCCUACAUUGCGCGCAUCGCCGACGAGGGCGACACCUCCCACGUCCUCACCGCCACGCCCGUCACCUCCAUCUCCCUCAGCUCCGGCACGACGCAGGGGAAGCGCAAGUACCUGCUGUUCAAUGACGACCUCUUCAAGUGCGCUAUGCAGACAGGCCAGACUAGCUUCGCUUUCAGGAACAGGGCUUUCCCCGUGGAAGACGGAAAGUCGCUGCAGUUCAUUUACGCCAGCCGGCAAUUCAAGACCAAGGGCGGGCUCACGGCGACGACGGCGACCACCAACGUGUACCGUCACAGGGACUUCAAGGCCCACAUGCGGCACACCCAGUCGGAGUGCUGCAGCCCCAGCGAGGUGCUCUUCUGCCCGGACUUCGCCGAGUCCCUCUACUGCCACCUCCUCUGCGGCCUGGUCCUCGCCGACGACGUCCGCACGGUGUCCGCCACCUUCGCCCACAGCCUCGUGCUCGCCUUCCGGACAUUCGAGCGGGUGUGGGAGGAGCUGUGCGCCGACAUCCGCCACGGCGUCCCGUCGCCGACGCGGGUCACCAGCCCGGCCGUCCGGCGGGCCGUGUCGGCCCUCCUCGUCGCGCCGAACCCCGCCCUCGCCGACGAGGUGGCGCGCAGGUGCCGCGGGCUCGUCAACUGGCGCGGCGUGAUCCCGGCGCUGUGGCCCAGGGCUAGGUAUGUGAGCAGCAUCGUGACGGGGUCCAUGGAGCACUACGUGAAGAAGCUCCGGCACUACGCCGGCGCCCUGCCGCUGGUCGCCCUGGACUACGGCGCGACGGAGGGGAUGAUCGCGGCCAACGUCGAGCCCCGGGAGCCACCGGAGUCCGCCACGUUCGCCGUGCUCCCCAACAUCGCCUACUUCGAGUUUAUCCCUCUGAGCCUCAGGGGAUGCGAUGUAGCCGGUGCCGCGGACGCGCGCUACACGGAGGCGGAUCCCGUCGGCCUGACAGACGUCGCCGUCGGUGAGCAUUACGAGGUCGUGAUGACCACCUUCGCGGGGCUGUACCGGUACCGUCUGGGCGACGUGGUGAAGGUGGCCGGUCUCUACAACUCGACGCCCAAGCUCAAGGUGGUGUGCCGGCGGAACCUCGUGCUGUCCAUCAACAUCGACAAGAACAGCGAGCACGACCUCCAGCUCGCCGUCGACAGCGCGGCCAAGGUCCUGGCCGCGGGCGCGGGGAGGCUGGAGGUCGUGGACUACACCAGCCACGCAGACGUGUCGCGCGACCCGGGGCACUACGUGGUGUUCUGGGAGCUGAGCGCCGAGCCCGACGGCGACGGCCACGUCCUGCAGAGCUGCUGCGACGAGCUGGACCGCGCGUUCACGGACCCCGGGUACGUGGGGUCCCGGAAGGCGCGCGCCAUCGGCCCGCUGGAACUGCGGGUGCUGCGGAGAGGCACCUUCCAGAAGGUGCUGCGGCACUACCUCUCCCUCGGCUCCCCCGUGAACCAGUUCAAGCUGCCACGGUGCGUCGCGCCGUCCAGCUCCGCCGCCGGCGUCCUUGAGAUCCUCGCCGCCAACGCCGUGGAGGCCUUCUUCAGCACGGCCUACGACUGAAGCAAGCAACCGGGCACGUUGCACGAUGAUGGGAAGGAAGGCCGCCGUCGUGGCAGCUCUCAGCAUCAGUCGCAGGCUUGCAGCUUUAAAAGCUCUUGUGUGUGUAGUGUACUGUUUCUCUUUUAGGGCAUGAGCAUCUGUCGAUCUGCUGAGCUUGCAUCUGCCGAUCUGCUUAUCCCUGUAUUAUUAGUUUCCUAUCUGAAGGUUGAUGUGAGGUUACAAUGACAUGUAGAUUCAAAAAAGAAGAGUUCUCUAUAUUUCAAGUCCCUGUAUUAUUAGUUUCCUAUUUGAAGUGUAUUUUACAAUGACAUGUAAAAUACCGCUUCUCUGCAUGCAGCCAGUUGUAGAUUUUUCCCCAUAUUUUAUAACACCUUUUGUAUGCA